AUGUCAUCACCACAUGCAUCUGCUCCCUCAGGAGAUCCGUCCAACCCUCCUCCUCCUCCCCCUCGACCUACCUCUCCUCGAUCACCUCGUCCUACCACCACCACAACCGGCACAGCACCUCUUCAGAUACCCAAUCUCCCUCCAGAGCUACUCCAGCCCCAACCUCCUCCCCGACCCAACAUAACAUCUAUGUUGUUCCUCACCGCCUUCUUCUUCUUCAUGAGUGGGAACAAUCAUCCGAUCGGUUCGGGGAUAGAGAUUGGACCGGAUGGUGAGCUGAGGACGAGGAUGAGCGAGCUGGAGUAUGCAAAGAUCAUUAGGGAUGAGUGGGUGGGAGUGAUCAACGGUAAUGAGACGAUGAAGGGGAAUUAUACAGAGCCAUCUAUGCCAUCUCUUCUCCCUUCAUCUCUGAUAUCGCCUGAAUACACCUACAACCCCUCACACCACCAAUUCUUCUCCAACAUCACUGGUUUCUUCCGUUCAUCCACUCUUCAUCCGAUUUCAUUCGAUCCUCAAUCGCAUACAUCGGCAAGUAAAUCAACUGAUUCAUACUGGAGACACCUAUCCUCAGCUCCAGACUUGAACUCGACAGGACUUUGGAACUUGACCUUGUCAGAAGAACUACGAGGGGAAUGGGAAUGGAACAGAACGGUGAAAUGGGAGAUGAACUUGAAAGAACGUAAUAUAUCAUCUGUAUCACCUGAAAUUGAGGUUGAGUAUAAGAUGAAUGGAACGAAUUGGGAGAAGUACGAAGAUUGGACUUGGAUAAAAGGUUCUUUAACAUUGUCGACGUCAAGCAAAUCACCUUCACCAAACAACGGGGAGCAUCAGAAUGAUGUGCAAAUGGGUUCUUCCGAUAGAUCGAUAAGUUACGAUUUCUUCGGAUUACAUUACUUGCCUAAUGGGACGUACAACUUGUACGGUCUACCGGAAGGUAUGAGGAUAGACAUUAGGAAGUUACCUUAUCUAUGGAAUGUACAACACCAGACAGUGACCAAGGAAAUCAUAUUGAGAGAGCUGGAAAAGGAGGUCAGGAAUUUGGAUGGGAAUUUGAUGAUUGGUGACCUCAGAGAUGAUGACAUAUCAGACCAAACCACCUGCCCACUCCUGCUUCACCUUACACUCCCGCCGCUCCCCCAUGGAGUCACGAAAGAAGAGAUUGACUUUUACAGACGUGAAGUGCAGAACCCAACUGGAAUCAAGUCGUCUAUACCUCGACCACCAUCAUAUUGGGAGGUCGGACAUGGGUUGGGAGGUGUGAUAGUUGCUGAUCAGUGUGGUUGGGCGAUGGGUAUAACAGACGGUCAUGGGAUUGAUAUAGAUUCGUUCUGGGAGAGGAGUAUCAAUUAUGCUGCCUACGCCACAGUCUCUCAGCUUGUCGUCCUUCUUCUCCUUGUCCGCCAAAUGGAACGAACCCGUACACCCUCAUCGCUAUCGAAAGUAUCAGUGUAUACCAUCGUGAUCAUGUCCAUAACCGACUCUUGGGUUUUCUCAGCACACGUAGUGGUCGGUAUAAUGAGUGACAACAAAGCUAGUCUACCUAUGCUGGUCCCCGGCUUCUUGUGUCUUUGCACAGCGGUGGUGUUCGGGCCUAGAUACGCCGUACUGCUACACCGAAUCCAAGCGCCUGAGAGAGGUUCAACCACACCAGUAACGACUACUAUCACGAACCGGCCUACAGCCGCUAAUGCAGCUGGAGACGGAGACUCAUUAGCAGGAGUGGUUGUUGAUGAAAAUGGUACUGCUCGAAGGAUCUCCUUCAUUGCCAGUAUCAAGGCAUUCUUCAGCGAACAUCCGCUGAUGAGAUGGCUCGCGAUCCUGGGUUUCUUGUUCUGUUUUCUCCAAUUCGCAUUCCUACCUUCGGUUAUACCGUUCUUCCUAUUUGGGCUUUAUUCAUUUUGGCUCCCUCAAAUCUGGAGAAAUGCAAGAAGGGGCUCAACGCGAGCUUUAGAUGCGUGGUUCAUUCUUGGUACUACAGCUGGCAGACUGGCUUUGCCCUUAUACACUUUUGCCUACGCCGAUAACGUGUUCUUCAUCGAGAAGAUCAACUGGAUCUGGGGUAUCGUAUGGUGGCAACUGGCUCAGGUCACAAUGCUAUUCGCUCAAGAGAGAUUUGGUCCUUCUUUCUUCCUUCCAAAAUCCCUCGCACCACCCGAAUCAUACAAUUAUCAUCCCCUUAUUCCUUCUCCAUCCGCAGAUCCGGAAGCAGCAGCUGCCUUCCAUCCGUUGCUGUCAAGCGAAAAGACAUGUUCAAUCUGUAUGGAAGAGGUUGAUCUCUCACAAAACCAUGCGUCUGCGCAUGCAGGACCGGGUGGAGCUGCCCUGGGCAAUAAGAGGAAGAAUUACGCUUUGGCUCCUUGUGGGCAUUUGUUCCACACGGAUUGUCUGAGUCAGUGGAUGGCCGUGAAGACCAUCUGCCCACUGUGUAAGAGAAGUUUACCUCCUCUGUAA
Molecule: messenger RNA, 2451 nt
Organism: Kwoniella mangroviensis CBS 8507
Lineage: Eukaryota; Fungi; Basidiomycota; Tremellomycetes; Tremellales; Cryptococcaceae
Exons: 9
Coding region: 1-2451 (816 amino acids)
Molecular function (GO): zinc ion binding
Source: RefSeq, a predicted model, not a curated record